Molecule: messenger RNA, 6377 nt
Organism: Pocillopora meandrina
Lineage: Eukaryota; Metazoa; Cnidaria; Anthozoa; Scleractinia; Pocilloporidae
Source: the annotation of a GenBank genome assembly
AUGGUGUUUCCAGAGGCGCGUUCUACCGAAAAUUACGCGAUGAAGAAUCCAGCCAUAGCUUCAGAUCUCAGCCAGUUGUCGUUGUGUUUUUUCAUGAAACUUGUUCAAGACCAAGGGGCUCAGAUAGUCGUCAGCUAUGCCAAGAAACGUAGCAAUGAGAUGCUUGUCGAAAUUUAUCCAACGCGAACAGAUGUUUAUGUUGGCAACAAGUUGUUCCGGUAAUUCUGUAUAUAUUUUUUAAAGUCGGACGGGGUAUUUCUUAAGCGAGACGCGAUAAAUCAUAAUACAGGAAAUGCUUCCUCCUAGAUAGUUAAUGUCUAACACUUUGCGGAAAGGAAGAAAGUUAAAUAUACAAACAAACGGAAAGCGUUGAGCUUCUUUCUCUUUUCUUAUCGUGAUUUCAAUAUUAAAUAUGUUAACCUUUGACCAAAACAAAUCUAGACUUAUUUUCCUUACGCUUUGCAAAUAACUAUUCGGGUCCUUGUUUAAAAUGUGAUUUAGAUCACAUUGCCCAAUAGGGCAUUCAAAUCUUUCAAUUAACAAAGACUCGCUUAUUAAGGUUUUAGCCAUAAAAGGAUGAGGUUCCUUAACCGACCCGGCUUUCGAAAUAGUAGCUCAGAUCAUACUUUUGAUAUAGCAGAGAUGAAAUUAAGAGAUUGACCGAAUGAAUGCAAUGAACGAACGAAAACAAAGAACGAAUGGAAGCUUGAAGAUUGACUGACUGACAGAUUACUGACCGACUUGCUGACAGACUCACCGGUUGACAGAUUGACCGACUGACAGGCCACUUACAUAUAGUUAUAAACUGAUUGGCUUCUGACUCACAGACUGAAUGCCUCCACUGACUGACUUAGUGACAAUGAAAAAGGAGGGUCUUAAAUGUCUUAAAUGAUCGAAUAUAAUUAAUAGUGUUUGCUUUUGUUUUGUUUUGUUUUGUUCUGUUUUUUUUUUCUUCAGGUUUACCGCGACAAAUCUCUACCAUGAUACUUGGCAACACACGUGUGUCACUUGGGAAAAUACUCAAGGAGUAACGAAACUCUAUAAAGAUGGUCAAUUUACCGGACAGGUAACAAAUAGUGCCACUGAGAACUUUACACUUACGGCUGGCGGCUUCCUGGUGCUUGGACAAGACCAAGACUCUAUUGGCGGAGGUUUUCGUGUUAGAGAAACUCUUCAUGGCCGAUUGGCAAGUAUCAACAUGUGGGAUAAAGUUCUGUCCGAAAGCGACAUUGCCGCUCAGUACACAAAUUGCAGCGUACCUCGUGGUUCUGUUCUUAACUGGUCUGUAUUCAAAAGUCUUACUCAUGGCAAUGUCACAGUUGAAGAGCCGUGAACUAAAUUGUUUAGUGAUCAAACACUCACGACUCAUAACUCACGUCAUGUAAAAUUCCUUGUGUUAGUGUAUUUACUGUAGGCAUGACUAAAUCACGUGGUAUAAGUACAAAAUAGAUAGCGAAAGCUAAACUGAGAGCACGAUAAAAUCGAGCAAAGAAAACUCAAGGGACAGAGAUGUAUGUUCCUGAUCCAGGCCAAGAUCUAAAAUGUGUGAUCUCCAUUAGAGCUAUUUAUAGAUAGUCCCUCGUACGAACAGGUCGGUAUGGGGGCUAACCUCGAUCGUAUGCUCAUAGAUAGGAAAGGAACUGGUAUUUUACACGAAAUACUAUUUAAAUGUUUGACUUUCCGAUUUUGAAGCCACUGUUGUUUCCGGGGGAAGUGAAACGUGCUGAGACAGUUUCAAUUCAGACAGUUUGAAGUAUUAAAAACAUGAACAAGGAUCCGGAUAAGCGGUAACAGCUUUCUCUCUUCAGACAACUCUUGCUGCACUGCUUGAACUAUUUAAAGCAUUAAAACGUCUGUAAACGUUUACGAAUUUCUUUCCGCUUUUUCAAUUUCUAGCAUCUAUUUCGUACAUCGUUCAAUAAUAAUAAUAAUAAUAAUAAUAAUAAUCGAAUUAAUAAUGAUAAUGGGAACAAUUACAAUUUGGUGGUUGACAUUCCUUGAGGUGACUCUUCUUGAAUUCCUUCCACCGUAAUUCUCCUAAAAAAGUGAUGAAAUUGAAACAGGUCUACCAGUAAAUGCCUGUUUCUUAUUUCGAGUGCCAAACAUAUGGAAUAACAUCCUCUUGGUAGGAAGGCAGGGGAUAGGGGUGGGUUUUUGAUCAAUUUAAGCUCAUGCAUCCUACAGUCAUUACAUAGUGCCUGCCGCGUAUAAUGGAAAUCUUUAAGAGAGGAGGCAGCCAUUAGGAUUAGGCUUUUUGUUCUGAUUGUAAUGAAUCUUAGCUAAUCCUACCAGUCAUUAAAUAAUCUAAAAAUUAAUAAAAUUAGAAUACUAGCCGCCAGCAAAGCAGCCGGUCGAUAGAAGUAUUUAAAAGCAGGGUUUAUCACAGGUCCGAAAAAUGAAUGAAUCGUAGGUUGGAAGUGGAGACCAUAAGAAGAGCACACAUAGAUUUCAUCGAACACCAGCCCAAGUCUAAACACUGCUUUAAACACGUUUAGCCGUACAGUAAAUGUAAGAUAAGUGCUUGGAGUAUCCACAGACAGUGAUUAGAUCAGUGGAAGGCAAGAACACGGGAAAAUGAAGGAUGGGGUUGGACGGGGGGGAGAGGGAAGGGGCUGAUGAAUAACAGCAGCUACUUAACUGCUUGUAAACUCAACAAGUAAAUAAAUGAAGUUCACCUCCCUAAUAAUCAUACAACUGCCUUCAAUUCAACUCUACGGACAACCUCUUGUGGGCCAAGGAAACUGGGUUUCUAAAUACUUCAGGUAAAACUAGGACUUCAAAAUUAUGAAGAAAUAACUGCCCUUGAGCUUGAAUAUCACGUAAUCUUCAAUGCUAGGCCUCGGACAACCUGUUAAAAACCGGUUGUUCUCGAAAAAACCGGUGAAAACAUAUUUUCAAAGCUUUCUCUUGAAACAAUAGCUUAAAAAAAUAAAUUAAAAAAACUGACCUUGUAACUCAACUAUUCAACAUAUCAUCUCGAAACUCCCUCAUUCAAUGCAUGGUUUCAUAGGGUGCCAUGAGCGACGAGAAAACCUUUUGUAGCAUUAUUUUUCUCCUGAAUUUCCAUAUCAAAAACUAGUGUGCUCUAAAAUAAAAGAGACUAGAAAGAAAGAUAAAGAAACCUAGGGACGCGAGGAAACAUUUACCGAGGAAGACAAACAGGAGCAAAUCAGGAGGCCAAAGGCUUAAAAAAGGAAACCAAAUUAAUAAUUGAUUACAAGAUAUCGAGUCGUUAAAAGCAGAUGUUUGCAAAGCCCAUGUAAAAGCUUAAUGCUGCAUGUCUGUGGCAUUGCGAAAUCAUGUAUCCCCAUGAAAAUCAUUUCUCUUUGAGCUAGAAGAAUAUGAUGGCUUUUUUCUAUUUAUCUGCCAAUUUUCUUGCUCUGGUUGUAUCGGCGAGCUCUGUGAAGACUUCAAAAGGUAUCAUUUUUUUCCGUUGCAGUGAUGCUCGCGUUCCUUUCUGCUUUAUUCUCCUGAUAUCUAAUUAUGUUUUAAAGAAAGUAUAGGCCAAAACAAUUUUAAUUGGUCAUCUUCAUUUCUUUAUCAAACACAGGACAUACGCCAAAUGAUGGGGUUGUCUUCACCGAUUUUCUUGCUCACAAUGGCUACUACUUGAACAUCACAACGGUUGGUACAGAACUGGUCCAAGACUCCUUUGAGUGCGCGUUCAAGUGUCUCGAGAAGGAUCCGUGUUUGUCCUUCAACCUGGCAGAUUUGGAUGAUGACAUUGACAAUCUGCUAUGUGAACUGCUUCCAUCUGACCAUUACACCCAUUCAGACAAGUUCAUCACUAACCGACUUUGGUAUCACUAUAGUAUUGCGGUAAGUUUUUUAUUUUCUACUUUAUCUUAUUAUUUCGUUUCUUUGUUAUUAUCAUUUCAUCCUGAUAAUAACUAAAAUCGGUUACAGUCGUUUGAGCAAAUUUUAUUCAACUGUUCAACAUUAAUAUCUCUCUUUAGCUUUAUGUUCACUUUUUUAUUCCUCGCAAGCCAUUUUUAAGUCGUUUAUCGAUCCGUCAUCGCAGUUUGUUUGACUGGAUUUCAUCAUGGAAGUAAGUAAUUGAUUUUCUCGGUUUCAGUCUCCUUGCUUGAAGUUGCCCUACCAGAACGAUGGAACUUGUAUACCUCUGUACCGGACAAACAGCUACAAGUGUCGCUGUACGAAGGCAUACACCGGAAGCCACUGCGAAAAAGGUAAAGGUUUAGUUUCUAGAACAAUGUUUUUAAAAAUAUUUCGUGCGCGUGCUUGUCGUAUCUGAUGCCUACUUAGCCAUCACUCAUCGUCAUCUGACUUCAUACUGACUUGUUUGUACAAACAUGAAUUUUUUUUCCAUUAUUAUUCAUUUUCUUUGUUCUUUUUACAUCAGUUGAUAAUGACUGCAGCUGUUCAUCAGGACCAGAAGGAAAACAGAGAUGCAAAAUAGGUCAGUUAAUAUCCCACCUUCGAGCGACUUCCUCUUCACGAAGACCAACGAAAUUCGUGCACGCACACGCACACACACACGCACACACGCAUGAAAAGGCGGUGGAUAAGCUAUGCGAUGCGUCCAUGUUUUGCCUUAUGGAACUUUAUAGCGAGUGAGGUAAGGGUCGAAGUAUAGAAGGAGAACACGCACCCAUCCAGGCACCCGCGCAAACAUGCAGAUGCAGACGCAAACACAAAAGAGGUGAACAGGCUAAGAGACACGUCCGACAUUCUAUUCACUAGAGAGUGACGACUUCCUGUUUUGUCUUCUCCACCUAUGCAAUAACCAUGACAUCUAUACGACGAUCUUCAUAUUCUCCACUGUUGAUAAUUACAUUAGGGCCUUAGAUAGUUGUUGAGGACGCAGCCCGAACCCACUACCUUGCAAAGAAAGUAGGGGAAAACUAUCAGUUACCUGGGUAGAACUACGAGUCGUUCAAAACUUGAAAAGAAGGCAGUAGUGGGUCUUAUUCUAUGUUGCUUACAAUCGAAUACUGUUAUGCUAUCGUCCCCGAUAAGUGUGCGGUAUUUAUGAAGAACACUAGAAGAUAUAUACAAAUACUGGAUCCUUCUGAGGAGGGAAAAUUAAUUGAAGAAAGUGCAGUUUCCCAAACAAUUCCAAAUUUCUGCAAUUCAUUUCCUCUGUUAUAGAGUACCUUAUAGUGUUUCCGGAGCCGCGUUCUACCGGAAAUUAUGCCAUGAAGAAUCCAGCCAUAGCUUCAGGUCUCAGCCAGUUGUCGCUGUGUUUUUUCAUCACACUUGUUCAAGACCAAAGAGCUCAGACAGUCGUCAGCUAUGCCAAGAAACGUAACAAUGAGAUGCUUGUCGAAAUUUCCCCAAAAAGGACAAUUGUUUAUGUUGGCAACAAGUUGUUCCGGUAAUGCUGCAUAUAUUUUUUUUAAAAGUCGGUCGGGGUAUUUUUUAAUUGAGCCAAGAUAAAUCAUGAUACAGGAAAUGCUAUGAUCGGCUUCUUCCCCCUAGAUAGUUAAUGUCUAACGCUUUGCGGAAAGGAAGAGAGUUAAACAUACAAAUAAACGAAAAGCCGUGGCUACUUUCUCUUUUCUUACCAUGAUUUAAAUACCAAAUAUGUUAAUCUUUGACCAAAACAAAUCUAGAAGUAUUUUCCUUGCGCUUUGCAAAUAACUAUUCGGGUCCUUCAUUUAAAAUGUGAUUUAGAUCAUAAUGCUCAAUAGGGCAUUAAAAUCUUCCAAGUAACGAGGACUCGCUUAUUACGGUUCUAGCCACAAAAGGAUGAGGUUUCUUAACCGACCUGGCUUUCAAAAUAGUAGCUCAGAUCAUACUUUUUGAUAUAGCAGGAAUUGAAAUGAAUGAAUGAAAGCAAUGAACAAAUGGAAGCUUGAAGAUUGACUGACCGACAGAUUAUUGACCGACUUCACUGGUUGACAGAUUGACUGACUGAUCACUGACUGACAGACUGAAUGACUCUGCUGACAAUGAAAAUGGAGGGUAUUGAAUGAUCGAAUAUAAUUAAUAUUGUUUACUUUUGUUUUGUUCUCAUUGUUCUUUGUUUUUUCUUCAGUUUUACCUCGACAAAUCUCUACGAUGAUACCUGGCGACACGUGUGUCUCACCUGGGAAAAUACUCAAGGAGUAGCGAAACUCUAUAAAGAUGGUCAAUUUACCGGACAGGUAACAAAUAAUGCCACUGAGAACUUCACACUUACGGCUGGUGGCUUCCUGGUGCUCGGACAAGACCAAGACUCUAUUGGCGGAGGAUUUAUUCGUAAGCAAACUCUUCAUGGCCGAUUGGCAAGUGUUAACAUGUGGGAUAAAGUUCUGUCCGAAAGCGACAUUGCCGCUCAGAACACAAAUUGCAGCGUACCUUAUGGUUCUGUUCUUAACUGGUCUGUUUUCAAAAAUCUUACACAUGGCAAUGUCACAGUUGAAGAGCCGUGA